CUAUAAUCCGUGCUUGGGUGCGUGGAACUGCGAGUCCAAGUGCAACGGGCUUAAGAACAGAAACCAGCAAGCUUUUCAGGGCCAGCUUACAUACGUAUGACACUCGUACACAGUAUAAUAAUCGCCCUUGGUGAGAAGGCGAGUAGCAACUUCCACUUUCACCGAGGUAGAGCCUCGUCGCGGCGCCCUUUGUACCUGUGGCAUUUAACUUGCCCAAAUGCCGGGCCUUGUCUGCCUCCUGGUCUGCGCGCUCGCCGUGACGGAGUCGGCUGCCAGUGGCGUGCCGCGGAGGGUCCUGCGUCGCUCGGGUUUGCUGCUGGCGGGGCCGGGCCUUGGUGCCGCGCUACCCUCGGCAGCAGCUGCAGGGGAGGGCCUUCUUCAUAGCCGGAGCAGCAAGCUGGUCGACGAGCUCGCAGAGCUGGGCGCUGGCGCACCGGGUGACGGGCUGCGCAUCGCGUUCACUGGCGACCUGGAUGCGCGCGGGCUGUGGCAGGGCCUCUGCUCGACUCUGGGCGCCGAGGCCGCUGGUGCAGAGAUUCCCCCAGACAGCAGCGGCCCCGCAUCUUGCCGGGUUACGGGCGCGGGCCUGGUCCUGGAGUAUGUGCCGGCAUCGAUGUGCGGGCCCCUCCGUGCCUCCGCGCGGGCUUCCCUUGCCGGGGCCACGGCCGUCGUCCUGGGUGUCAGCGCCAAGCAGGGCAUGCACCUCGGUGACGCCCUGCAGCUGCGCUGCCCCACAUCCGAUCCCACAGCCGCUGUCGCAUCACUUGUUGGCAGCCUCCACGAGGCGUUCGGCGACGCAAAUGUGCCCAUCGUGGUGCUGGGCCCGGCGGCGCUGUGCCCACACCGCCUGCCGCCGGAGCUCGAGGCCGCAGUGCAUGACGCGCAGGCCGCCGACCCCGCGGCCCGGAAUCAGAUGGUUGCGGAGUGCGCUGCGGCGCUGGCGGCUUGGGCGGUGCCGGACGAUGAUGUUGGCGUGAACGCCGCCGGAUGGCGCGGCGGCUCGGCGGCAGCGGCUGAGGCGGUGUGCGCCAUGUCGCUGCUGUCAGCCAACGGUGUGGAGGAGUGGAACGCACAGGUGGCUGGGGCGGUGCAGCUGCUGCAGGACACCUGGCUGAGCGCGGGGGCGGCGGCGCCAUCCGUGGCUUUCGUGGACAUGCACCGCCUCACCAAGGGCCAGUGCGAGGCAGGGGCGCCAGCGCCGGGGGCCGCGGCUGCGCCCGAGGACAACGCGGCGCAGGUGUUCCCGACCCUGACCGUGCCAAUCAUGCUGGAAGUGAUGGACAAGCUGGGCACACAGCUGACGGCCGUGGCGGCGGCGCGGCGCUGAGCUUCCUGGGUUCGCGCGUUAUCGCUUGAAGGCUCAAAAUUCUUCCAUGCAAAAGUCAGGCAGGGCCCCCAGCGUGCUGAUAGGAGUGCCGCUGGACAGGCGGGCGAUUGGGGCUUGGAUUCGGGCUCAAGUUGCGCUCAGUUGGCGCACGCGGCAAGCAUUAGAAGUGCGCGGCAGAUUUUCGUUUUUGCAGGAGUUGUGCGCGCGGUUUGGCAGGUGGCAGCUGGAACUGUGGUUAGGAUGUGUCGGGCACGUUACGUUUCGGGCACCUGGUAUUUUGCUUGAGUUGCAGGGGAUUGUCGCGUGUGUUUUGGAAUCUAGUUUAGCCUGCGUCUCGCCACCUAGCUGGCAAUCUUGUGGCGCUUGGUGAUGGCUGCCAGUGGCAUGCAGCCCUAGUACCUAGCCCUAGUACCUAGCCCUAGUAUCUAGCCCUAGUAUCUAGCCCUAGUCCUAGCAUCACAGUAGCAUGGCGAUGAAGCCAUUUGUUAGUCAACCUGACGGCGCGUGUGUUCGGCACGCGCCGGUCAGAUGUUUAAGGGGGACCCCUAGGCGCGGACAUGCGUGGCUAGUUUUAAGCUCUAGUUGGUGCUUGAGCACUCUUAGGCGCCCUGCGCGCGAGGACUGUUGCAACCAGCAAUCCUGCAGUUUAGACGUGGUAGCGGAGUGCUGUCGAAAUGCGAACGCGAAUGUGCGCGACACGAAGAGAAGUUGUAGUCGCUAGCACGCAUAGAAGGUACAUGGUACGUGGCUUUGGCUUGGUGAAUGGUAUCGGCUGUGGCACUUAGGACUUGGCAUGUGUAGGCAGCAGGGACGCGUGUGCCUACGUGUGCUGGAUAGCGCAGUACAUGCAGGUGGAAUUUCAUAAUCUUUUGCACGCGCGAGGAACCCAUCAGGCCAGUGUAAUUUAUAAGUAGUACAUGUCUUGGGUUGAGAGGUUUGCAAGCAGUUACAGUCGAACGAAACGGGCGCGGUUGUGUCAUGGAGCUGACCCGCUGGGCGCCGCGGCUCUGGCGAGCACAGGGUUGGCUUCGACCCUCCGCAUCGGUGUGGGAAGGCACGUUGGGCUGCCAGGCGAGGGAGGCAAAGAGGGAGGGACCGAGGGGGUUUUCUCAUGUGCACGUUGUAACCCAACGCUGGA
This is a messenger RNA of Chlamydomonas reinhardtii, 2465 nucleotides long. RefSeq lists its product as uncharacterized. The record is from RefSeq and is a predicted model, not a curated record. NCBI's taxonomy places the organism in Eukaryota, Viridiplantae, Chlorophyta, Chlorophyceae, Chlamydomonadales, Chlamydomonadaceae. The coding region runs from base 218 to 1327 and encodes 369 amino acids. The transcript has 3 exons.